AUGACAAUGGUCGCAGAGAUCCCCGGAUUCAUUCAAGUCUUCUCCGACGGCACCGUCAAGCGCUUCAGCCCCAAGAUCUCUUCUUCCCCCACCACCAUCACCGCCGCCGCCGCCUCCUUUAAGUCCAGGGACGUCGUCAUCGGCCCGUCCAAGUCCAUCUCUGCAAGGAUCUUUGUCCCCCUCGACGACGGCAAAGAAUCCCACUCCCGACUCCCCGUGCUCGUCUACUUCCACGGGGGUGGCUUCUGUUUCGGCUCCACCACCUGGCCCGGCUACCACUCUUUCAUAGGCGGCCUCUGCGUCACGUCCCGGAGCAUUGUCCUCUCCGUGGACUACCGCCUGGCGCCGGAGAACCGGCUCCCUGCAGCCUACGAAGACUGUUACAGCUCCCUGAAGUGGCUGGCCGGCCAAGGCGCCGCCGGCGGAGAGCCCUGGCUUCAGAAUGCGGACCUCUCCAGCGUCUUCCUCUCCGGGGAGUCCGCCGGGGGCAACAUUGUCCAUAACUUGGGGAUCCGCCUUCAGCGGGAACCCGUCGGAGGUCUGCGCGUGCGGGGGUUGGUCCUCAUCCACCCGUUCUUCGGGAGCGAGGCGAGGAUGAAGGAGGAGACCGGCCACGAGUCAAUGGCCGAAUUGACUGCAACCGAUACGUUAUGGCGGCUGAGCCUGCCGGAGGGAGCCGACCGUGACCACCCAUUCUGCAACUUCGAGAGGGUGGAGCUCUCGGAGAGCGAGUGGUGGGGAUUUCCAAGGGUGGCGGUGUUCCUGGCCGGGAAGGACCUGCUCAGGAUAAGGGAGGCCGCCUACGGGGCCUUCCUGAAGUCGAAGGCGGUGGAGGAGGUGACGGUGGUGACGGCGGAGGGGGAGGUGCACGCUCACAACGUGCUCUACCCGCACUCGGAGGCGACGAAGCUGCUGCAGUCGCAGAUUGCGGAAUUCAUGAAUCGCCCACGGUAG
Messenger RNA from Spirodela intermedia, 954 nucleotides. The record is from the annotation of a GenBank genome assembly. Lineage: Eukaryota; Viridiplantae; Streptophyta; Magnoliopsida; Alismatales; Araceae.